Messenger RNA from Microbotryum saponariae, 1050 nucleotides. The record is from the annotation of a GenBank genome assembly. Lineage: Eukaryota; Fungi; Basidiomycota; Microbotryomycetes; Microbotryales; Microbotryaceae.
AUGACGGAGCAACUCGAACUGCUCGGUGCGAUCGUGCGUUCGAUCCCUGGCCAGCUCGCGACCCUCCCCGGCCACGCGCACACGACGGUCUCCCAAAUCGCGACGAACCCGUUGAACGUCUCCCUGCUGCUGCUCGUCCUGUUCCUCAUCUUCACCCUCCUCCCAACCGAACCCACGAUCCCCGACCCUAAAACCCUCCCGACCCGUCCCAGCUCGUACAAUUGGCGACCGCCUACGCACGUAUCGGCGAACGCGAUCGUGUGGAAGGAAUUCACGCCCAAGGAAUUGGCUCCGUUCGAUGGUACGGAUCCGAACUUGCAGGACGGGAGGAUCUUGUUCGCUAUCAGGAGGAAGGUGUAUGAUGUUUCGGGAGCGGGGGGCAGGACGUUUUAUGGACCGGGUCAGUUGGGAGGCGCACCGCUCGUCGAGAGGGAAACACCCCCGCUUCUCUCCCUCGCCAUCGCAGCCUAAGCUCCACUUGCACCGCUGACACCGCUGACACCACACCACACCCUUCCCCGCCAUCCCUACCCACUCGAAUAUUCUCUCCCAGGUGGUGCCUACUCGACCUUCGCAGGCCGCGACGCCUCGCGAGGUCUGGCGAAACAAUCCUUCGACGAGGACAUGCUCACCUCGCUCGACGGACCGAUCGACCCUUUGGACGAUCUGACCAAGGCCGAAUGGGAUAAUCUCAGGGAUUGGGAAGGUCAGUCGGAUGAACUGAAUCGUUUUGAUGGAUUUUUUUGCGCGUGUCUUUGGGUAGACGGCUACCUCCGCGAGUGAUGAUCCUGUGCGUGGAUCGUGGUCUCGAGCGACAAAACUGAUGUGGGGCCUCCCCCCGCCCCCCUCCCCUUCUCUUCACCCCGUAGGCCAUUUCCAAAACAAGUACAUCAUGUGCGGGCAAGUUCCCUUCCUUACCCUCGGUACGGUUCUCGCGUCUUGGUACCGUAUACUGACUAUUUGGGGCUACGCGACCGGUGUGCAUUCACAGCGAUUACGUCGAGCCGAAAUGAAUUGACGACGAGUGGUGUACAGACUCACGCAGUUUGA